Molecule: messenger RNA, 1455 nt
Organism: Naegleria gruberi
Lineage: Eukaryota; Heterolobosea; Eutetramitea; Acrasida; Naegleriidae
Product: protein kinase
Exons: 4
Coding region: 1-1437 (478 amino acids)
Biological process (GO): intracellular signal transduction; protein phosphorylation
Cellular component (GO): nucleus; cytoplasm
Molecular function (GO): protein serine/threonine kinase activity; ATP binding
Source: RefSeq, a predicted model, not a curated record
AUGUCAUCAUACAACAACAAUAUAAAUUCACCACCUCAAACACCAGGUGAUCUAAAUAGUUCCUUUAUUGAAGAUUAUGAUGAAAUUGAAGAAUUUCAUGAAGAAAUUAAUGUUCAAUCAUUUUCACCUGCCAUCCUUCAAACGUCACCUUCAUUUAAAACUCCUAAACAAGUUUUAAUAUCAUUAAAUAAUUUAAAUGAUGAUCAAAAACCAAUCAUUGAUGAAUUUAUUGAAAUGAAUAAGAAAUUAAAAUAUCACAAAUUUGAUCAAUUUGAAUUGGGUGAUGAAUAUGGUGGAAUGAAAUUAUCACUUCCAACCAAUAUUUAUAAACCUAUUUUUACAAAUGAAAAGACAGGUGCUGUUAAAGUAUUAGGAAAAGGAUCAUUUGGUGUUGUGAUUGAAUGUUUAGAUAUUGAAAGAAAUGAAAAAGUAGCCGUAAAGAAAUGUAUCAAUGCUCUAAAUAUUGCACCGUGGAAUAUUAUAAGAGAAAUUGAAUGUAUGAAACAUUUACGUGGACAUCCAAAUGUCAUUGAACUCAUUGAUGUAUAUAUUGAUUAUAAUAGUUUUGAUAAUGAGAAUUCAGAUAUUUAUGUUGUAACUGAAUUGUGUGGAAAGACAAUGUGGGAAUAUUUGAAUGAAAAAACAUUUCCCGCCAAUUUUAUUACAGAACAAGAAAUUAAGAAUUUAAUGUCACAAUUGUUAUCUGUUUGUGUUUUUAUGCAUAGUGCUGAUAUUUUACAUAGAGAUAUUAAACCAGAAAAUAUUUUAAUGAAAGGUGAUAGAAUUAAAUUAAUUGAUUUUGGAUCUGCAACUAAAUGUAGAGAACAACAACAAGUUGAACAUAUGGAAUCAGUUUAUGUUGUCACUAAAUAUUAUAGACCUCCAGAAGUAGUUUUAACUUCUGAUCAACAAUCUCCUGCCAUUGAUUUAUGGUCAAUUGGUUGUGUAUUUGCUGAAUUACUCUUUUUACUUGAAGAUCCACCAUGUAGACAACCAUUAUUCUUUGUUAAAAACUCUGGAAUGUUAAGUGUUAAAGAACACUUGAUGAAAAUUAUUGCAAUUUGUGGUAAACCAGCUCCAAAUGAAAUUAUUGCAAGUGAACGUGGAAUGGAAUUCUUCCAAAGUUUAUUAACAAAAACCAAUCAACCAAAAGUACCACUUGAAGCAAUCUUUGUAAAUGCAUCACAUGAAGCUCUAGAUUUAUUGAGUAAAUUAUUAACAUGGAGUCCUAAGAGACGUAUUACACCUGAAGCUGCUCUUCGUCAUCCUUACUUGAAGAAUAACCCAUUCAUAGACACUAAUAAUGCAGAUGAAGAAUUCCAAAUCAAUUUGGUGUUGAACUCUGUCAAAAUUACAGAUCGAACUGAAUCAAAUAAUUGGAAAUUAACUCAAUGGAAGAGAUGUUUAAAGGAAUUACUAAUUGAAUGGAAUAACUAGGCAAAUAAAACCAAAUGC